Poeciliopsis prolifica (blackstripe livebearer) is the source of this 1421-nucleotide messenger RNA. It is a transcript of the gene cunh15orf40, whose product is annotated as chromosome unknown C15orf40 homolog. Gene Ontology annotation, cellular component: cytoplasm. Bases 1 to 600 code for a protein of 199 amino acids. The record is from RefSeq and is a predicted model, not a curated record. The transcript has 5 exons. NCBI's taxonomy places the organism in Eukaryota, Metazoa, Chordata, Actinopteri, Cyprinodontiformes, Poeciliidae.
AUGCAGCAAGUGGUUCCUGAAUGUUCCCCUCCAGUCCAGCAGAAGGCGCUACGCGGAGAGGCUCUCGGUCUCCUGGAGGAGAUGUUCCCCCGGUUCGGCGGUGGUUUGAUGAGAUGUUUCAAACAGAUUCGGUUCGAACCUCUAACCCGUGUUCCUGCAGCUGACUUGGUCCCGGUGUUUAGCUGCUCCUCUUGGUCCACCCGCCGGUCCUCCAGAACCACAGUGAUGCCCCGGAAGCAGAAAGAGGUGAAAGGAAAGGUGAAGGAGGCUGUAGGUGGAACUGCAGAGACACCGGAUUCUGGUCCGGUAACCCGUGACAAGAGCGGAUCUGUAUCCAUCACAGUGCACGUGAAGCCGGGCUCCAAACUCAGCAGCAUCACAGAUGUUUCCAUUCAGGCUGUAGGCGUCUCCAUUGCAGCGCCACCUACAGACGGAGAAGCAAACACGGAGCUUCUCCGCUACCUUGCAGAAGUUCUGGAGCUGAAGAAGAGCCAAAUUUCACUGGACAAGGGUUCUAGAUCCAGAGACAAAGUCAUCAAGGUGGACUCCUCGUUGGAUCCGGAGGAGGUGCUAAAGAGGCUCCGGCAGGCAGCCAGCUGAUCGGCAAAGACUGGGUUCAGUUACCUUCUGACCAGUCAGCUGGACCAGUAGUGGAUCAGAGGGACUGGAACUUCUCCCAUAUUGAGAUCAACAACAUCUUUUCAUCCUUCAGUUUUCUGAACAGAUUCUUCUGAGGAUGUAGCUGGGAAAACAUAAAGUGAGACGAAAAAAUGACUUGGAAGACAAGUGUCAGGUCUCUGCAGCGGCAACAUGACUGGUUAGAGCUUUUCCACAGAGUCGUGGAAAUGGUUGUGUGUAAUCGUGGAAAACAGGAGGAUUUCCAUCCUUAAAAACAGAACCUAUUACACAAAGCUCACAUUUUCGUACUUCCGUUUGGAUCGCUAACGCUUAUAAAAAUGCCCAGACGAUUUUUUUGGUAAUAAGUUUAUAUAUUUUGGUGUCUAGAAAAUGAGCCUAGUUAAGUCCAACCCAUUACCUAGCAAUCCAAGCUGGGCUCCAGUAUGAAAUAAGUCACUUUCAAAUAAAAAUGUAGCUGAGCACCAGGUUCCUGAAUUAUUUUUGUUGUAUGAUUUGAAAUAUUUUAGCAGUUUAGAAGCACUUAUGUGCUUCAAAACUUAUUUGCAAAGAUUAUUAGGGCUGAGACACAUCAUAGCUUUUACAAAUCCAAAGCAGUAGGUGGCGCUAAUGCACUGCUGGAAUACAACCAAACAAUCCUCAACCAGCACAUUUUACUGCUUUUUUUUUUUUUUUUACUUCUGUUUAGAUUAUAAAAGGUAAGUUUUGUGGAAAAAGUAGACCCAUUUUAACUUAUAAUGUAACUAAAUGUGAAAUAAAAUUCCUUUAGGAUACUUCAAACUCCA